AUGGCGGCCUCGGCGCGGCCCGCCCCCGGGACACGCCCCGGGAACGGGACAGGGACCCGCCCACGGGACAGGGACACGCCCCGGGAACGGGACAGGAACCUGCCCACGGGACAGGGACACGCCCACGGGACAGGGACACGCCCCGGGAACGGGACAGGGACACGCCCACGGCACCAGGACACGCCCCGGGAAGGGGACAGGAACCCGCCCACGGGACAGGGACACGCCCCGGGACCGGGACACGCCCCGGGAACGGGACAGGGACCCGCCCACGGGACAGGGACACGCCCCGGGAACGGGACAGGGACCCGCCCACGGGACAGGGACACGCCCCGGGACCGGGACAGGGACCCGCCCACGGCACCGGGACACGCCCCGGGACAGGGACACGCCCCCGGCACCGGGACACGCCCCGGGACCGGCACCGGGACACGCCCCGGGACCGGCACCGGGACACGCCCCGGGAACGGGACAGGGACCCGCCCACGGGAACGGGACACGCCCCAGGACACGCCCCGGGACAGGGACACGCCCCGGGACAGGGACAGGGACCCGCCCUCGGCACCGGGACACGCCCCGGGAACGGGACAGGGACCCGCCCACGGCACCGGGACACCCCCCGGGAACGGCACCGGGAAAGGGACCCGCCCUCGGCACCGGGACAAGGACACGCCCUCGGCACCGGGACGCGCCCACGGCACCGGGACACGCCCCGGGAACGGGACGCGCCCCGGCACCGGGACACUCCCCCUCAGCCACCGGGACACGCCCCCGGGCACGCUCCCGGCCACCGGGACACGCACACCAGGACCGCGACACGACACCGGGACACACCCAUCGAUACCGGGACACGCACACCGGGACCGCGACACGCACACCGGGACCGCGACACGGAACCGGGAGACGGCACCGGGACACGCCCACCGACACCGGGACACGCCCACAGACACCGGGACACGCCCAUCGAUACCGGGACACGCCCACAGACACCGGGACACGCCCACCGACACCGGGACACGCCCACCGACACCGGGACACGCCCCCGGGCCCGCCCCGCCCCAGCGCGCCCCCUGGCGGACGGGCGGACUGAGGAGGGGACACGGAGGGACCGGGACACAGCGGGGGGGACACGGAGGGGACACGGAGGGGACACGGAGAGCACGGGAUCCCGCGGGACACAGGGCUCAGAUCCCGGCUGUGGGGUGGGGACGAGCGACAAACCCUGGGAGGACGCGGAGGAUCCCUGGUUUUGGCGGACACGCCGGGACUGAGCCGCUGGGAUUGAGGGACGAGGCCUCGGCUCCGCCGGAUCGGGAGCAGCUCACGGGGAAAGGAAUUCGGCUCCCUGGGCACGUCCCUGGAGCGGAACGAGCGGCGUCAGCAGGCUCCCGGCAGCUCCGCGGAGCCCAGACAGGAAGAAGCCGAGUGGGCACGGAAAGACCGGGAGAACAAGACACAUCACGUUCCCCAGAUGAUAAUGAGGGAAUGAAAUGAAACUGCCUGCGAGACCAAAACCCUCUUUCCUUCCUUCCUUCCUUCCUUCCUUCCUUCCCCAAGAGCUGCAUCCCCUCCACGGCAGCAAUUCCUGCCUGAGCGAUCACCCGUGGAUGAUCCAGAAAUGGAUCACACCCAGAAUUGGGGAACGCGGCUCAGAUAAUUCCUAAAGCUCUUGUUCCAACCCAAUAAAGCCCUGGGUAAUAACAA
Molecule: messenger RNA, 1704 nt
Organism: Corvus hawaiiensis (hawaiian crow)
Lineage: Eukaryota; Metazoa; Chordata; Aves; Passeriformes; Corvidae
Product: putative per-hexamer repeat protein 5
Exons: 5
Coding region: 1-1494 (497 amino acids)
Source: RefSeq, a predicted model, not a curated record